UAACUGUUUUUAUAGGUGCUAUAUAUAGAAGCUUGCAAUGGCCAGCUACCAUAACAAACAAUUCAGCUUAAUACACAUCCCUUAAAUCUUUUACCCCCCUCCCCAUUCUCUCCAAAAUGGACUGGACUAGAGGCCAAAUCAUUGGCCGUGGCUCAUCAGCCACCGUCUCGAUGGCCAGGGCCAACCUGUCCGGUCAGGUCUUUGCGGUGAAGUCAGCUGAACUAUCAAAAUCGGAGUCACUUCAAAAGGAGCAAAUUGUUCUUUCAACAUUAAGGUGUCCGCAAAUUGUAGCAUAUAAGGGCUGCGACAUUACUAAUGAAAAUGGUAAGGUCUUGUACAAUCUUUUCUUGGAGUAUGCAUCCGGUGGCACGCUUAUCGAUGUAAUUCGGGAGGGUGGAGGUUGUCUUGACGAGGACAUGAUCCGAUCGUAUGCUCGGACAAUUUUGCUCGGCCUCGAGUAUCUUCAUUGUAAUGGCAUAGUGCAUUGUGACAUCAAGGGUCACAAUAUUUUGGUCACUAGUGAUGGGGCAAAAAUUGCUGACUUGGGUUGUGCUAAGCGGGUUGAUGAGGUGUCAGAGGCAGAUUGGGGCACGACGGCAACAAUUUCAGGCACACCACUUUACAUGGCACCCGAAGCGGCGCGUGCUGAACACCAAGGGUUCCCUGCUGAUAUAUGGGCUGUUGGGUGUACCAUGGUCGAGAUGGCCACCGGACAGGCUCCAUGGUUGAAUGUCUCGGACCCAGUUUCAGCUCUUUACCAGAUUGGGUUUUCGGGCAACGCGCCAGAGAUUCCAAGCUUCAUGUCUAAGCAAGCAAGGGACUUUUUGAGCAAGUGCUUGAAGAGGGACCCGAUGGAAAGGUGGUCAGCCAGUGAAUUACUUAAACAUGAUUUUAUUAUUGAAGAGCCAAAUCUUAUUUUAAAGGAAAACAAUAGCUCAAAAGCAGACACUCCAACAUGUGUUCUGGAUCAAGUCUUGUGGGACUCAAUGGAGAAGUUAGAGACAACUUGGGAUUCGACCCAGAAUACUUCUCUGGUCUCUCCAUUCGAAAGAAUCAAGCAAUUGACUGAAGGCAAUGGAAAAGCACACAGCUGGUCGACAUGGGAUGAUGCUUGGGUCACAAUAAGAGGCAACAAAAGUAGCAAAGAACAAGAAAUGGUUUCUUGCAGUGAGGAUUAUAACAUGGCAUAUGCCAAUGGAUCCGUUGAAAAUAGUGGGGCGGAGAUAGCUUCGCUUAGCAUGGAAUAUAACCUUGUCGUUCUUAACGAGCCCACAAGUAUUAGUGGGAAUAAUACAUGUAAUAACACUAGCAGUGGUGGUAGCUGUGGUGAUGGCAGAAGGCAUAAAAUAUUGUUGAUGCCUUGUGCAGGUAGAGAAGAUGCUUUAUGUAAGCCAUUCGAAUUUUGUGAAGGAAAUAAAGUUCUGUUUUCCACAUCGCAAUGCUUAGCUUGCUUAUCUUCAUAUACUGUAGCCAUGGUUGUUCAAAAUUACAUAUCUAGUCAUACGAAACCUGCUGAAUUUAAUGGUCCAAACUAGUU
Populus euphratica (Euphrates poplar) is the source of this 1537-nucleotide messenger RNA. Its product is annotated as mitogen-activated protein kinase kinase kinase ANP1-like. The transcript has a single exon. The record is from RefSeq and is a predicted model, not a curated record. The coding region runs from base 117 to 1535 and encodes 472 amino acids. Gene Ontology annotation, biological process: signal transduction; protein phosphorylation. Gene Ontology annotation, molecular function: ATP binding; protein kinase activity. NCBI's taxonomy places the organism in Eukaryota, Viridiplantae, Streptophyta, Magnoliopsida, Malpighiales, Salicaceae.